CUCCAUGUGAGAGCGGUAGCUGCUGGUAAACACUCCCCGGGGCUCGGACAUGGCUCCCGGCGGUGCCCGUUAGACCUGGCCGCGGCGGUUCGCUCCGGACGCUUCUGCUUAUUGUGCUGCUCGCAGCCUCGCUUACACGUCGCUGCGGGCGCCCUCGGGCCGACGGGGGCGGGGGUCUGGUCUCCUCGCCCCUGUGAGCGAGGCCGACGGCCUGGGAGGCUCGGGCUGCUCCGCGGCUUUACAAUCCUGCCCCGCUGAGCCAAAACAAAGAAGCGGCAGAGGCGCCCCCGCCCCACACGCACCCGGAGAGCGGGCGGGAGCCACGGCCGGCAGCCUCCCGAGCGGCCGGCAGCCGCGCACCAUGUGGAUCCAGGUCCGCACCAUAGACGGCACCGAGACCCAGACCAUCGACGACCUGAGCCGCCUCACCAAGAUAGAGUGUCUGCGGGAGAAAAUCCAGGAGAGCUUCCGAGUGAGCCCCGAGCGGCAGCGCCUCUUCUACCGGGGCAAGCAGCUGGAAGAUGGACAUACUUUAUUCGAUUACAAUGUUGGACUAAACGACAUCGUUCAGCUUUUGAUACGGACUGAGUCUGAUGCUCCUACCACUUCCUUGACUAAUAAGGAUGGAGAAGUCAACCCGUGUGCUGUUGCCAACUGUAAGAACAAAGUCAAGAGAACAACAGGGAGUGGAUCGCCCAAUCAGCCAUCUACAUCUGCUCGGUCAUUUCUCAUUGAUCCUGGCAUUGGAUUGUAUAAGAUAAAUGAAUUGGUGGAUGCCCGUGAUGUCAGCAUUGGAGCCUGGUUUGAAGCUCACAUAGAAAAUGUAACCCGAGCAACAAAAGGACAUAAGAAUGGUAAAGCUCAAGCAAAAAGUGGCAAUACUUACAGAAGGACUAAUGGAAACUUAAGCCAAGAUCAUUCUAGAGAGAAUACAAAUAAUUUGGACAGUGCACCUUCAACAUCUUAUUCAGACUGUAUGGACACUGAUGAAGAUGCUAUUUAUCAUAUCAAGUAUGAUGAGUAUCCAGAGAAUGGUAUAGUAGAAAUGCGUGCCAAUAAUCUUCGACCACGAGCAAGAACCAUUUUGAAGUGGAGUGAACUCAAUGUGGGUGAUAUGGUGAUGGUUAACUACAAUGUAGAGACUCCAGAAGAGAGAGGAUUCUGGUUUGAUGCAGAAAUUACCUCUCUGAGGGAAAUCUCAAGGACUAACAAAGAAGUUCAUGCCAAAAUUCUUCUGGGAGGCCCAGAAGACGUAAUAAAUGAUUGCAAAAUCAUUUUUAUAGAAGAAAUGUACAAGAUUGAAAAGCCAGGAGCUUAUCCACUGACAUUUGGGGAUGGAGAUUUCAAAAGAAAGAGUGGCCCUGAGUGCAAGCACUGUAGGGCAGACCCAGAUACGGAAUGUCGCUUUUGCUCCUGCUAUUUGUGUGGUGGAAAACAGGAUGCUCACAUGCAACUUCUGUGCGAUGAAUGUAAUAUGGCCUACCAUAUAUACUGCCUGAAUCCACCUUUAAGCAAGAUACCAGAAGAUGAGGACUGGUACUGUCCUUCCUGCAAAAAUGAUUCUAAUGAAGUUGUAAAGGCUGGGGAAAAGCUCAAACAGAGUAAAAAGAAAGCAAAGAUGCCAUCUGCCAGUACUGAGAGUCAGCGAGACUGGGGCAAGGGUAUGGCUUGUGUUGGUCGUACUAAGGAAUGCACUAUUGUUCCUUCUAACCACUAUGGACCUAUACCUGGCGUUCCUGUUGGAACAACCUGGAAAUUCAGAGUUCAGGUGAGUGAAGCAGGCGUUCACAGACCCCAUGUUGGCGGAAUCCAUGGACGCAGUAAUGAUGGAGCGUAUUCACUUGUGCUGGCCGGAGGAUUUGAAGAUGAAGUGCGCUUACCCAGCUGCUGCCGCUGCGGGAGUUUGCCUCCGAAGGCAUCAAUGUGUCUCUGUUGGAGAAGUCACAUGAGGAGGUACUUGGUGUUGGAACAUUACUACAUCCCUGGAGUCAACCCCAACCCAAGCCCCAGGGCACAUGGCCAUGGCAUCCUAUUGAGUCAGCUGCUAUAUGGUCAAAGCUGGAGGGCACUGGCCCUAAACUGUGAUGCUCCAUUGGAUGAUAAAAAUGGAGCAGAGUCUAAGAAUUGGAGAGCUGGUAAACCAGUUCGAGUGGUGCGCAGUUCUAAAGGACGAAGGAUCAGCAAAUACGCCCCCGAGGAAGGCAAUAGAUAUGAUGGCAUUUAUAAGGUGGUGAAAUAUUGGCCAGAAAUUGGAAAAUGUGGAUUCUUAGUUUGGCGUUAUCUUCUGAGAAGAGAUGAUGUUGAACCUGCGCCUUGGACCUCAGAAGGAAUAGAACGGUCAAAGAAAUUGGGUCUGAAUGUACAGUAUCCAGAAGGUUAUCUGGAAGCCAUGGCUAGUAAAGAGAAGAAAGAUAAGGUUAAAAAGCAAACUGUGAAACAGGAGCCAACCAGACAGAGCAAUGGAAACCAGAAACGGUCAAUUGAUAAUGUGGGUAUAGAGGAGCCUAAAAACACAUCCAAAACCAUGAGAAUGGGAGAUGGAGGGAAAGGAGAGGCUUUUCAGCUAACCCAGCAACAGCAGUGGCUGAUAAGAGAAGACUGUCUGAACCAGAAACUGUGGGAUGAAGUGCUUGCUUCACUUAAGGAAGGACCAAAUUUUCUGAAGAAACUGGAACAAUCCUUUAUGUGUGUCUGCUGCCAGGAGCUGGUUUACCAGCCAGUGACAACAGAGUGCCUCCAUAACGUCUGUAAAAGCUGUUUACAGCGCUCCUUCCGAGCUGAAGUCUUCACCUGCCCUGCCUGCCGCCAUGACCUUGGGAAGGGCUACACCAUGGUUCCCAACAAGAUACUGCAGACACUACUUGACCAGUUCUUCCCUGGGUACAGCAAAGGACGAUGAUAUGUUCAGCUCCUACCUGACUUCUCCCAGUGACUAUAGACAAUAAAGGAGAAUAAACAUGGGAAAUUCAACAGUGGACCAGCCAACUUGAUGGGACUCAACAUAUUGUCACAUUCUGAAGCAGCUCUCUUCCCCCUACAGCCAUCUCUUUUGUGUAGUGAGAACUCAAAUUCUCAGCUGUCUUUCACCAUCAAAGGUAGUCUUGGCCAGUUGACAACUAGUUUUUAAAACAGAAAAACAAAAGCCUCAGCUCUGACUGGCCAACUGUAGCUGAUGCUUACAUUAUGUUGGUUUUUUGUAACUACCUCAGGACAGAGGAAGAUAAUUUGUGGGGAUUAAAAGAAGUUCAGUGAAGUUUUAGCUACACACUGCCUCCUGAAUAUUAGUUGUGCCUGGUCCAGGCAGUUUGAUUUACAAAAAAAAACAAAACAAAAAAAAAAAGCAGCACUUAAACCAGUUUGAUUAAAGAACAAAAAAUUCUGU
Terrapene triunguis (Three-toed box turtle) is the source of this 3382-nucleotide messenger RNA. RefSeq names its product E3 ubiquitin-protein ligase UHRF2. NCBI's taxonomy places the organism in Eukaryota, Metazoa, Chordata, Testudines, Emydidae. Bases 362 to 2899 code for a protein of 845 amino acids. The transcript is spliced from 16 exons. The record is from RefSeq and is a predicted model, not a curated record. Gene Ontology annotation, biological process: protein ubiquitination; negative regulation of gene expression via chromosomal CpG island methylation. Gene Ontology annotation, molecular function: ubiquitin protein ligase activity; protein binding.